UUUCACAAGUCUGGGGGACAUUUGAGGCCACGGUACAGAACUCUGAAGAACCAGAACAGGAAGCCAGAACACGAAAGAGGACAAUGGCAGACCUACUGAAACCUACCAAGUAUAUUGAUAGAGACAUCAAACCAAUAAUGCAACCGUAUGGUAACUGGGUGAAGUACCUGGUACCUGCCCCAGACGCCAUAGCCAUUCUGGGGGUGCUGGUCAGAAUCUCCAAUAAUUUAGAUUUCUCCAUCAACAAAAACCCUCCAAAAGAUGGUUUUCAGUACAUCAAGUACCCAGACUCAUUCUCUGCCUGUCUUAUGGAAGUGGUUCAUUCUGGAUGGGCGGCAUUCAAUGAGGCUCACAAGAACAUGGACCAGAUCCGUCUCCACACUGGCAAUGUGCCAGCUUACAUUGAAAGGAUGUUAUUACAGGACAGUGAUGAGUGGCGCCAGAAACUCCUCCCUGUCACAGUGGAAGACAUGUCUUCUAUAUCUGACGAAUGUGUAAAAUUGGCUGAUGAAACAGAGAAAAAGUUCACCUUUGUUAUUAAUCUGAUCCAAGAACUUUUAGAAGCUUGUAAAAGUGCAAAGAAGGUAUAUGGUAGUGAUCUGGAGAAUGUUGAACGUAAAUGUAAGGAGCUAGAAAUUGAGAAAGAGGCAUCAAAUCUAGCUACUGAAAGAGCCCAGAAAAUGUUUGAUUACGUAAAUGAACAGGUAGCAGCAGCAGAGAUUAAUUUUGAUGAAGCAAUUAAAAAAGUACCAUCUGGAUGGAAAGUGUUUUCUAUGAACCUGUCAGAUGCAUUUAUAGAUGGUAUGUUAACAAUUUUGUCUUUACUGACAAGGAUGACUGCAAAGAGCAGAGGUCAAAUAUGUAAUGUAAAUGUUAGAAAUACCAUAGCUGGUUCUCAGGAUGCAACAGAUGAAAGUGAGGAUACCCUUGCUAUGUGUAAUAUACUCACCAAAGCAAUACUGCUUCUGAAGCUGACUGAAACACUAAACAGCUUCAUUGACAAAGAGGAAAUUAAAUGGUCUGAAAUAUAUGAUGAAAAUGAAAAUAUGGCAAAGACAUUAUACCUGGGGGAACAAUAUAAUCAGGUAAAAACCUCAGUGGAGAGUGAGAAAAACUGUAAAGCUAAAAAGGUCGCACUUGACAUCUGCACAGACGCCAUUAAACUGUGCUCUGAGCUCACUGAGAUCGCACCUGAAGGGAAAUGCGAUGCUGUGAAGACAAAAGCCAUGAUUGGAAGAAUGCAGAGUCUGUUGAAACGGUGUCAGAUAUUUGACUGUGAGAACAAAGCCUUCACAAUCACACCAGUUUUUACUCCUGAACCCCCACAGCAAGCUAAGAAAAGUGGCAAAAAACGGGCAGGUGAUAAGGCGGUGGAAAAUGCCCACUUCCUGAACUUUUUUACUCCUGAACCCCCACAGCAAGCUAAGAAAAGUGGCAAGAAACGGGCAGGUGAUAAGGCGGUGGAAAAUGCCCACUUCUGCAUAGAGCAGAGACAAGCCCAGCUGGACAAGGUGAGAGUGAAGCAACAAGAGAGUUUGGAAAACCUGGAGAAAAACCAGAAAGAGCUGACAGAGAUCUUAACAACACUGGAAAACUGUAAGGUGAAAGAGGUUGACUUCAAAACCACCAUUGACAUGCUGGUCAAAUAUCUAGAUGCCAUGGGAAGAGAGUGGGAGAAGAUCGUACGCUUCUUUCAGAUGAUCUCAAACACUGUGAAAACCUGCCUGGAUAGGUCUCUGAAAUUUUUUUCCAAACAAUCUCAGAACCUUUCUCAAAAAGACAGGUUUAGGCUGAUUACUGACAUGGUUAUGCAGGCAUUACUUGUAACCAGCUUCAUUAACAAAUUGUCAGAGACCUACUUUAAUUUUUCUGAAAAACACCUGAUGGACACAAUCAGCAUUCUGGGAAAACCUAUGGGUCUGGAUCCUGCCAGCCCAGAUUUUGAAAGGGAAUAUAAAAUAUUUCGGGAGACUUGUAAAAAAGCUGAAGAUGCAAUAAAUGAGCUUAUGAUGGAUGAACAAAGAAACUUACUCCCAACUUUUUAGGAUGAAAUAACUGAAAUCACAGGUUUCACAUUUUAAAAAUGAGUCAGGAGGAUGAAGAUCAUGCAGUUUGUAUGGAAGGUUAUGGAAAACCAUGAAAAAAAUUAUUACGACAAAACGCAUAUUUGAUUAACAAACAUACACAUGCAUGCACACAUAUAUACACAUAUUAACAUUAAUGUAUUCAUAGAAAAAGUAUAUCUGCUCUUGUUUUGAUUCAUUGCUAAUACAGUGGUACCUCAGAACUCUAACUUAAUCCGUUCAGAAC
Molecule: messenger RNA, 2310 nt
Organism: Paramormyrops kingsleyae
Lineage: Eukaryota; Metazoa; Chordata; Actinopteri; Osteoglossiformes; Mormyridae
Source: RefSeq, a predicted model, not a curated record